UAUUAUCAUUAUCCAAUCCAUUUAUGACAAAUCUGUUACUCCAACUGUGUAUGAACAAAGAUGCCGCCGGAAAAUGGCGGUAAGCACAAACUUAUCGUCUUGUCGGCAUAUUUGAUGACCAAAAUCUUCCCUUCGUUCAUCCCUUUUCAAUCAUAUCCAUUACCACCGUCUUUUCCAACGGGGCUCCACAUCUCAAUUUUCCUAAAAAUCCAAAAAUUCCUAUAAACAGCCUCAAAUUUCUCAAAUCUUCGACCGACCCUCGAACCGCAAAACCCCCAGGCAGUGUUUCUUGAAGGUGGGUUUUGUAUGGAAAACGCCGUCGUCGAAAAUGGGGUUUGCUCUGCCGAAAUCACGAGUGGGGGUCGCGAUGUUUGGAGUAACAAGGUCUCUGAGUCUUCCUCUGUUGAUCAUCUCGUCGUGAUGGUCCAUGGAAUCCUUGGAAGAGCAACGGAUUGGAAAUUUGCAGCAGAACUGUUCGUUCAAAUGUUUCCCGACAAAAUCAUUGUUCAUUGUAGUGAGCGAAAUGUAGCUACAUUAACUCUCGAUGGCAUCGAUGUGAUGGGUGAGCGAUUGGCAAAAGAGGUUGUUGAGUUGAUACACCGAAAUCCAAGCCUACGCAAAAUUUCUUUUGUUGCUCACUCGGUCGGGGGUUUAGUAGCGAGGUAUGCAAUAGGGAAGCUAUAUAGACCACCUAUGAAAGAAAAUGGCGACAUGUCUUCCAGUGAAUGUGAGGAGGAAAGAAGAGGUACAAUAUAUGGCCUAGAAGCUUCGAAUUUCAUUACUGUUGCUACACCACAUCUUGGUUCAAGGGGGAGUAAGCAGGUGCCAUUUCUUUUCGGUGUAUCUGCUUUUGAGAAAGCUGCCAGUUGUCUCGUUCAUUGCAUUUUCGGAAGGACCGGCCGCCAUCUUUUUCUGACCGACGAUGUUGAGGGGAAGUCUCCCUUGCUUCAGCGCAUGGUAGAAGAUAAUGAUGAAUGUUUAUUCAUGUCAGCAUUGUGCUCAUUUCAUCGGCGGGUGGUCUAUUCCAAUGUCAGCUACGACAAUUUCGUUGGUUGGGCAACAUCGUCAAUAAGAUGUGACUCUGAGCUCCCAAGGUGGGAAAAGUUUGUGAAUUGUAAGUACCCCCAUAUUGUUUAUGAAGAAUAUUGCAAAGCUUGUCCUAAACUGGGAGAAAAUAUCUUCAACAAGCUGGAAGAUGAACUCGUAACGGGCUUGUCGUGUGCUUCAUGGGAAAAAGUAGAUGUGAGCUUUCAUAAAAGCUGGCAGAGGUUUGCUGCUCAUAGUGUCAUUCAAGCUAAAGGCGGAAGCAAGCACAAAGAAGGCGUUGAUGUCAUUCGUCACAUGCUAGAUAAAUUUCUACUGUAGAUUCACACUGCUGCAUGCUUUUUCCCAUAGAGAUUGAAAUUUGACCUCUGAUAAUUCAAAGCAUACUUGCUACACAUUGAUGGCUUACUUGCUUUCUCUUACGUCCUGGAGCUCAGAAUCGAUCGAGAGAGCACUGAUCGAGUUCUUUCAGUACGAAUCUCAGUUCGAGUUUCCCUGAUGUUGCCAAUCUUGAUAACUUUAUUUUUCCCCUUUCAUUGCUUCAGAAGGAUGGGCAAAAUGUAUUGAGGGAGAUCAGAUGAGAAGGCAUCUGAAUGACUUCUUUCUCAAUAGCAAAAAUCAAAUAUGAAUUUUUUGGAUAUUCAUAUUUGAAAGCAAAGAGAUUACAGAGAGAUUGUAAUGGGUAAUAUUCCAGAAAUUUAUUUAUUUAUUUCAAUUCUAGUUUUUGCCAACAAUAAGUAUAAUUGGCAUGAAA
Messenger RNA from Benincasa hispida (wax gourd), 1798 nucleotides. Its product is annotated as lipid droplet phospholipase 1-like. The record is from RefSeq and is a predicted model, not a curated record. NCBI's taxonomy places the organism in Eukaryota, Viridiplantae, Streptophyta, Magnoliopsida, Cucurbitales, Cucurbitaceae. Gene Ontology annotation, biological process: lipid metabolic process.